Molecule: messenger RNA, 1485 nt
Organism: Staurois parvus
Lineage: Eukaryota; Metazoa; Chordata; Amphibia; Anura; Ranidae
Source: the annotation of a GenBank genome assembly
AUGUUUUUCAAGGAAGUCCAAUCUUACACACAUCAGAGAUCUCACACGGGGGAGAAGCCGUAUUUCUGCCCUGAGUGUGGGAAAUGUUUUUCAGACAAGUCCAGUCUUUACACACAUCAGAGAUCUCACACGGGGGAGAAGCCUUAUUCAUGUCCUGAGUGUGGGAAAUGUUUUUCAACAAAGUCCAAUCUGUACAAACAUCAGAGAUCUCACACCAGGGAGAAGCCAUAUUCCUGUCCUGAGUGCGGGAAAUGUUUUUUACAUAGACAUCAGAGAUCUCACACAGGGGAGAAGCCGUAUUCUUGUCCUGUGUGUGGGAAAUGUUUUCAAAAGAAGUCUGAUCUUUACACACAUCAGAGAUUGCACACAGGGGGGAAGCCGUAUAACUGUCCUGAAUGUGGGAAAUGUUUUUCAGACAAGUCCAGUCUUAACAUACAUCAGAGAUCUCACACAGGAGAGAAGGUAUAUCCCUGUCCUGAGUGUGGGAAAUGUUUUUCAGUGCAGUCUAGGCUUAACACACAUCAGAGAACUCACACGGGGGAGAAGCCAUAUUCCUGUCCUGAGUGCGGGAAAUGUUUUUUAGGCAAGUCCAGUCUUAACAUACAUACACAUCAGAAAUCUCACACGGGGGAGAAGCCUUAUUCCUGUCCUGAGUGUGGGAAAUGUUUUUCACAGAAAUGGCAUCUUAUCGCACAUCAGAGCUUUCACACAGGGGAGAAGCCGUAUACCUGUCCUGAGUGCGGGAAAUGUUUUUCACGGAAGUCCAUUCUUUCCAAACAUCAAAGAUCUCACACGGGGGAGAAUCCGUAUUCUUGUUCUGAGUGUGGAAAAUGUUUUUCAGAGAUGUCUUGUUUUCAUAAACAUCAGAGAUCUCACACGGGGGAGAAGCCAUAUUCCUGUCCUGAGUGUGGGAAAUGUUUUUCGCGGAAGUCCCAUCUUCACACACAUCAGAGAUCUCACACAGGGGAAAAGCCAUAUUUCUGUCUGGAGUGCGGGAAAUGUUUUUCACAAAAUUCCCACCUUUACAGACAUCAGAGAUCUCACAAAGGGGAGAAGCCGUAUUCCUGUCCUGAGUGUGGGAAAUGUUUUUCACAGAAGUCCCAUCUUUCCAAACAUCAGAGAUCUCACACGGGGGAGAAGCCGUAUUCCUGUCCUGAGUGUGGGAAAUGUUUUUCACAGAAGUCCCAUCUUUCCAAACAUCAGAGAUCUCACACGGGGGAGAAGCCGUAUUCCUGUCCUGAGUGUGGGAAAUGUUUUUCACAGAAGUCCCAUCUUUCCAAACAUCAGAGAUCUCACACGGGGGAGAAGCCAUAUUCCUGUCCUGAGUGCGGGAAAUGUUUUUCACAGGAGUCCUAUCUUUACAGACAUCAGAGAUCUCACACGGGGGAGAAGCCACUUUCCUGUCCUGAGUGCGGGAAAUGUUCCUCACUGAAGUCCUAUGUUCCUGUACAUCAGGGGUCCCACACAACCCUGGAGGUGUAUUAG